AUGGCUGCUCUGACGCCAGCCUAUCUGGCGCAGGACGACUCAGGGGGCACCUUCCCCGCGGUGAUCGCAAUGACCGUGCUCGCCUUCCUCGCCGUGCUUUUGCGCGUCGCAUCAAGGGUAUACGCGAAUGUUAAUUUCUGGUGGGAUGACUGGACUAUUUUUGCAGCCAUGGUCUGCGAGCUUUCGCUCACCAUCGGCAUCCUCUACGCAGCCAAAUACCUGAAUGCCGGCCACCAUAUCCAAGCCCUCACUCCGUGGCAGCGCGUCGAAACCGCCAAGGUAAACCUCAACGAUGAACUGCUUUUCUUCCAUUGA
This is a messenger RNA of Penicillium riverlandense, 315 nucleotides long. RefSeq lists its product as uncharacterized. The coding region runs from base 1 to 315 and encodes 104 amino acids. The record is from RefSeq and is a predicted model, not a curated record. The transcript has 2 exons. Lineage: Eukaryota; Fungi; Ascomycota; Eurotiomycetes; Eurotiales; Aspergillaceae.